AUGGAGUCCCAAUUACCUCAGAGUUGUUCGGCUGCUAGUGGAGCUGAUGAAACCGGCUCCUCCGACCAGCAACAACUACAACAAUCGGGCAAUGGGAACUCUCCCCCCGAAACAACUGAUGCCACUUCGUCAAGUUCAGCAGUGCAGAAUGCAGCGGUAUCGCCACCCGAUGGUGGGGAUGGCGGGAAUAGCAAAGCAGCUCCAUCGAGUGCGGCCGCAGUUGCGAAGGCUUCGCGGAAAAGAACCAAAACGGGUUGCUUAAGUAUGCUACACUACUUUUCACUCUUUCUAUGAUAGCACGAGAUGAAUGAAUAAGAAACUCCAAAGCAAGAAGAUGUGUGGUUAACGAGUGACCCUCUUUAUUUUCUUAGCUUGCCGAAAGCGACGCAUAAAGUGCGGAGAGGAACGGCCAACGUGUGCAAACUGCAUCAAAUCUAAGCGAGUAUGCGAAGGCUACAACCAACGCGUGGUUUUCAAGGACGGGAUGAAUGGGAUGUAUCGCCCGGGGAUGAUGGGGGCUGCGGGGGGCCCAGCGGAAAGACGGUUGCUCCAGCCAUAUCCCAUUCAACCAGCUCCGGCUCCAGGAUCGGGAUCGGGAUCGACAUUACAACCAAUUGCUCCUGCCCCGCCGGUCAACUACCGUCAACCGGAGGCUAUUGUGCCCCUGGAUCAGAUCAAGCCUCCUCAUCUUAGGCAUGUAUAUCAAGAACAGCAGCACACUCAACAACAUCAACAGAUGUUCCAUGGCCUAGGUCAACAAAGCUCUGCCACACCUCUGGGAGAUACUCUCGGGCACCAAGGCCAAUACCAACAGCAGCAAGACCCAUAUAGCCAGCCCCAGCAGGUUCCCGUGGCCCAAGGACACGACCAAGGUGCGCAACAAUUCAUGCCAUACUACCCACAGGUUCCGAAUUCUGCGGCUAGUGCAACCUUUCCUGGGUCACCCACGAGUAGCGACAGGCCUCAGUUCAGUGCUUCCAUAGAUUCCGAGUCGGUGCCGUCUGUAUUCGGUCCCGGGUCAAGCCCCGGGAUAUAUACCAAUACCCCGAUCACCUCAUAUGCACCCUCCCAUCCUUCGGCUACUAGUACCUCUAAUUCGCGUCCUUUCAACCCCCCUAUCGAUCGGGAAUAUGCUCGGGAACAAUUCAACCAGCCGGCUCAGGGGCUUGGAGGGAUAUUCAGAAAUGAUGAAAACCUUAUUCGUAGGUCUUCCCCUUGAACUUUGUUGGAGCUGGUGCAAACGCCGGUGUGUACAUUUGUCUUUGGCUUCAUCUCUUUCCCGUGUGAGUUCGUUCUCGGAACGGUCUGGUGCAGAUCCCUCCCCCGAGAACAAGUCACCCACCUGUCACUCGUAAUACUGUGAGCUGUACGUGCCUCCUUUCCGCGCCUCUAUCCUCCUUGCCCCACACCCCCGCACCGCCUGUUCAGCAUCCUGAUGGAAGGUAAUCCUGUUGGGAUCAUACAUUUGGCUUCCGGAAUCUGUUUCUAUAUUGGGUCAUUUUGCCGAUAAUUGCCCCCUUUUUCCCUGACUUGCGAGCCCAAACUUACGUUGAAGGCAUUCCGUCGUUUACCCCAACGCUGACCCGUAUGUAGCGACAUUGUCAGGGCCGCCGGGGCCGUCUUCCGACCCGGCGACCAUCACCACAACUGCCGACCCGGGCUUCAGCGGCGCCCAUUUUGUCGGCCCGGAGUUCAUCCAGCUGCACCAAGCACCAGCCGAUCUUGAACUCGAGCACGAUGACGACAGUGACGAGAUGUACGAUGAAGAUGACGACGACGAGGAUGAUUAUGAGGUUCGCGGCUUGGAUGAGAUGAUGAUGGACCCUACGGGACAUGAGAUGAUAAGUCCGAGAGCGCAUAUAUCGAACGUUAUCGAGCCGCAUUUUAGGCAUCUAGCAAACACUAGGAUAUCAUUUAGGUCAUUCUUACCGGAUCAGGGCGUCCUCACGACAUAUCACCCGACUAUGACUUCUUCGCCAUUGAUGAAUCAUACGACCGCCAAGAUAUUUUGCCAUUUCAUUUACGUCCUAGGUCCUAGCUUGUCGUUGUUCGAGCGACACCCUCCGAAUCCGCAUGUCGCUUUUACCCCAGGUGCGGGGCUCAACGGCCCUCAAAACGUGUGGUCGUAUACUAUCCCCAUGUUGUCGCUAUCACAUCCACCACUUCUACAUGCGAUACUAGCGCUAUCCAGUCUUCACAUAUCAAAGUUGACCCGUGGACCAACACACCCUUCGCUUCUGCAUUAUCAUAUCGCUCUCAGAAGACUGGGAAAAGCGAUUGCUAGCGAUAAACAUAGGGGGCACGCGGCCACCCUAACCGCAACACUGGUUCUGGGCUACUACGAGACUAUGGCGGCUGAGCAUGAUAAAUGGAGCAGCCAUAUUCACGGUGCAAAGCAGCUCUUGAAGGAGAUUGAUUUCGACAAACUGAAUAGAAGAGUCUCAAUGAUGGAAGAAGAGAGGGCGGAUGGGGGGCAGGGCUCUCAUGAGUCGGCGCCUCAGCCUACUCUACUUAGAUUACGGAAAAUGAGGCGACAGCUCGUUGCUAACGAAGCGGAUGAGAACCUUACAGCGUACAUUAUGGGUAAAGCGAAGAGAAGACCUCAUGGUUCAGGGAAGAAGCCGGAGGCACAAUUCAGUCGGAAGGAAGAGGAGACAAUGCAAUUGCAGGAAGACAUGUUUUGGUGGUUUGCGAAGAUGGACUGCUAUCAAUCCGUCCUGAGCGGGGGCCCCCUUGUGUACGACAUGUCCCACAACCGGACCUUUUCAACUUUAUACUUUGCUAACAUAUACACUACAGUCUUGACUAUGUUUUCUGGAGCCAAUGCCCUCCCCGAGCGCGGAUCGGUACCCUGGGCACAGCAUAUGGCUCUUCUGACUACUUUUUUUUGCUCCUAGGGAGACUCUGCGACUUCCAGGUGCGGGAUUUGAAGCGGAAAAAAGCCAUGCAAAAGGCCAAUGGGGGUAUGUGGAUUCCGCCGCCGGAGAUGGGGGGACCGCCGAGGGGAAUGGGAAGAGGUAGAGGGAGAGGGAGAGGAGGCCUGCCCCCGGGCACAGGUGUGCCCGGCAUGCAAGGGCCUCCGCAGUUCCCUGGUGGGCCCCCGGGUGGCCCCCCUAGGGGUGUGGGUGGACCUCAGGGUGCUGGCGGGAUGAGUGGUCCAUCCGGUAUGAGAGGCCCUCCGGGUGCGGGCCGAGGGCGGGGUAUGGGACCCUCAUUCGAUCAGAUGCAGUUUGGCAUGAUUCCACCUCCCACAGCCCCCCCUCGCCUGCCUACUGCUUUUGCAGAAAACCUUCCCCGCGAUCCUGAAAAAGCUGCCGCAGCUCCAAAGGAUGACCUUCCAUCGGAGGAGGAUCUUGAAGCUGCAACUGUCCUUGCAGAAACAGAAUGGGCGGAAAUUUAUAAGGCCUUUCAUGUCUUCCAAGAGUCGCUCGGUCAUGAAUAUCAGCCUCUGCCUAUUGAGUACAUGCCCGUGCAAAAAACACCUUUUGGCGCAGCAAUCUACUUCAGAACAUACUCUAUUGCAACAUUACAAUCAUUAUACAACAUGGCUUUAAUAAUAUUACACCGAUGUCACCCCUCUAUGCCUGCUGUAUCAAUGGUAGCCGCUGGUGUAGCAGCCCAGAAGACGGCAAAGCUUGCAAUAGACAUUGCACGCAUCACGGCUGGCCUUGUCCCCACAGACCCCACCGGUCAGAUCAACCCUGCUCUCGGGGCCUCAUUAAUUGAGUCCUCAAUGCCAAUCUUUUUCGCAGCGGUCCAGUACCACGACCAAGCACAGCGGGAAUGGGUUGUCAUGAAAUUGCGGGAAGUUGCCCGUCUAACGGGCUGGGCCACUGCGUCCCGCGUGCUUUUGGGCUGUCAACGCGCAUGGGAGAAGGCUGCAGAAAUGGGACGUGGGCCAGCAUACACCAGGCCACCUUUUGAAGAAGAGGGAGAAUUUUUUUACAAAGCGUUCAAUGAGAGGAUGGCGGCGGAUACGGGGAUCAAUUCCAUGCAGGAUGAGGAGGGGUCUGAGGAGGCCGGGAGCAAGAGGUUUCUGUGGAGAACAGCUGGGAGGAGGACCGCUGGGGCUGUUGGUAUAUUGGGUGAGGAAGGCGAAGACCUGGGUAUCGGCGGGUUGAAUUUGAAUAUGGGUGUUUAA
Messenger RNA from Tuber aestivum (summer truffle), 4141 nucleotides. NCBI's taxonomy places the organism in Eukaryota, Fungi, Ascomycota, Pezizomycetes, Pezizales, Tuberaceae. The record is from the annotation of a GenBank genome assembly.